AUUAACACUUCUCAGAAGUCUUUUACAUAUCUUGUUCUCUAAAGACUUACUUACAUAUCUCAAAAUUCUCAAAUCUUUUACUAAAGCUUUUUUCUUCCAUAAACUAAAUAACGUCCAAGGAAAUGGAAAUUAAGCUACUUGCACUAGUACUAAUUACACUAAGUGUAGCAUCAUGGGAUGCUGCAGAGGGAAGAUCUCUUAGAUCGUCUACGACACCUCUAAAUCGUUAUAGCUUUCCUCCUGAUUUUGAUUUUGGCGUUGCUUCUUCCGCUUAUCAGUAUGAAGGUGCAGUAGAAGAAGGAGGAAGGGCCCCGAGCAUAUGGGAUCGUUUUACACAUGAAUUCCCAGAAAGGACAAGCAUGGACAACGGAGAUGUUGCUGUAGACUUUUACCAUCGUUACAAGGAAGACAUCAAAUUAAUGAAGGAAAUGAAUUUGGAUACUUUCAGAUUUUCACUAUCCUGGUCAAGAAUAUUACCAAGUAAGUAA
Molecule: messenger RNA, 488 nt
Organism: Camelina sativa (false flax)
Lineage: Eukaryota; Viridiplantae; Streptophyta; Magnoliopsida; Brassicales; Brassicaceae
Source: RefSeq, a predicted model, not a curated record